AUGGCAGACCUGGAGCCUCACUCGCUCGCGUCGACGUUUCCCAACCCCCCCCCGUUCUGGAAGAACUUCACCCCCGACCGGGUCGCGCGGAUGGACGACCUGCGCAGCGCCUUUGCCGGCGGCCCCGUCGACGCCGCCGCGACGGCCAUUGUCCGCGUCCCCGGCCUGCCAGCGGAACUGGCCAACCUGCAACCGCCCCCGGAACCAGCAGACGGGAAAUGGCGCGUGUUUGGCGACCAGUACACGCUCGACGACAAGCUGCCCACCCUCGAGGAGCAGGGCAUCGCCAACCUGCCCAGCACCGGGCUGUCCACGUCCAAGGACGCCAAGCACUACGACCGGGCCUUUGAGCUCAAGCGGCUCGUCAAGUCGCUCCUCCUCAACUUCCUCGAGCUGUCGGGCACCCUGGCCCGCAACGCCGCCGACGCGGAAGCCAAGAUCAACGACCUGCGCACCCUCUUCAUCAACAUCCACCACAUCCUCAACGAGUACCGGCCGCACCAGGCGCGCGAGUCGGCCAUUGCCUUGAUGCAGAACCACCUGGACCGGACGAGGAGCGAAACCGUCGCCAUACGGACGCAGGUCGACAAGGCCAAGCGCGUGCUCGAAGGGCUGGGCAGCUUGGAUCUGGACAGCAAGGCGCUGGACGAGGAGCCGCUGGGCGCCGACGAGCAGGCCGGCCGGCAAGAUGCCAGCCUGAGGCGGGACAAGGAGCUGUGGGCUUUCAUCGACGCCGAAUUUGCCUGA
Ustilaginoidea virens is the source of this 747-nucleotide messenger RNA. RefSeq lists its product as uncharacterized. Gene Ontology annotation, molecular function: transcription coregulator activity. Gene Ontology annotation, cellular component: mediator complex; core mediator complex. Lineage: Eukaryota; Fungi; Ascomycota; Sordariomycetes; Hypocreales; Clavicipitaceae. The transcript is spliced from 2 exons. The record is from RefSeq and is a predicted model, not a curated record. Gene Ontology annotation, biological process: regulation of transcription by RNA polymerase II. The coding region runs from base 1 to 747 and encodes 248 amino acids.